CAGUCCGCACACCCAGAUCCGACCUCACGAUGUCACAGCAACAGAAAAAAACCGUGCCACUGCGCUCGGCUGACGCUUGCGCUUAUGAAGGCUGGGGGCUCCGUGUCUGCGUGGCUUUAAGGAUGUACAUUCCCCUGCGGUCACACUGACGGGUUCUCACACCACAAUUCCUGUCCCAUAAGCGUUUUUCUGUUAGCCGACUCGAUCUUUGUGGGUCCUGCACGUCGGUCCGUAGCAAAUCAUAAGAGAGGGGUUGUUCACCAGACUACAACAACGCAUGUCGGCCAUGAUCGAGUGCGCGUUCAUCAACAGCGUAAUCACAACCGAUAGCGACCGCGACUCCAAUCCAGACGUCAGAAGGACGAAGGUACUGAAGACAUGCGUGCAGCAAGAUACUAUGGAAAAGAGGAUAUCAGGAUUGAAGAUGAUGUGGCUGAGGCCAAGUGCGGCUCCGGACAAGUCAGGGUCGCACCCGCGUACGUAGGCAUCUGCGGCACUGAUCUUCACGAGUAUCUCGGUGGCCCUACCUUCGCGCCCACAACACCGCAUCCAUGUACGCACGAUACAAUCCCCAUCACACUCGGCCACGAGUUCAGCGGCGUCAUCACCGAGCUAGGGCCUGACGUAGAGGGCUUCACAGUCGGCCAGCAGUGCGUCGUCCAACCCACCAUCGCGUGCGGCACCUGUUACGCUUGUGAAGCCGGCGUCGAGAACGUGUGCUACAACGGUGGAUUCAUUGGGCUCUCUGGCGGAGGCGGCGGGUUGAGUGAAAACGUUGUCGUUCCCGAGAAAGCUAUCAUUUCACUGCCGUCCAACAUCUCACUGGACGUUGGCGCGCUGGUCGAGCCGCUGAGCGUGGCGUGGCAUGCUGUGUCGGCCGCGCCCAUCGAGGCAGACACGGUGGCGUUGGUUUUGGGCGGCGGCCCGAUUGGAUUGGCGGUUGUGCAGUGUUUGAAGGCAAAGGGUGUGAAGAAGAUCAUUGUGAGUGAGGUUUCGUCGUCGAGACAACGGUUCGCGAGCGAGUUUGGCGCGCAUCAUGUUCUAGAUCCGAAGACGUACGAUACCGUCAAGGUCAGCAGAGAAUUGAGUGGCUCGGGUGGGCCGGAUGUAGUGUUUGAUUGCGCGGGUGUGCCUGCGAGCAUUGAGACUGCUUGCACAGCAGUCAAGGUGAAGGGUACGGUGGUUAACGUGGCGAUUUGGGAGAAGGCGGUGCCGUUCAAUCCCAAUAUGCUGGUGUUCAGGGAAGCGAAGUAUACGGCUGUUUUAGGCUAUCAGAGAAAAGACUUUGAAGCUGUUGUUGAGCAGCUCGCCAAAGGCAACCUACAGUCAAGCAAGAUGAUCACGAGUACGAUACAGAUGGAAGAUCUAGUUGAGGAUGGUAUCAAGGCCCUCAUCAACGACAAGGAAAAGCACGUCAAAAUUCUAGUGGAGGUCGGCGGCUUGAACCGCGUGGACUCAGCUGCGCGUUAGGCAGCAAAGCAACAUGGAGGUCACGUAGAGGGGUCGUCCACAACUUUGAAUUGCCCGCCAAAUUUCUUCACACGCCUGAUCUGGUGAAAAAUAGCCUCU
This is a messenger RNA of Didymella exigua CBS 183.55, 1569 nucleotides long. RefSeq names its product GroES-like protein. Gene Ontology annotation, biological process: butanediol biosynthetic process. NCBI's taxonomy places the organism in Eukaryota, Fungi, Ascomycota, Dothideomycetes, Pleosporales, Didymellaceae. The transcript is spliced from 3 exons. Gene Ontology annotation, molecular function: zinc ion binding; (R,R)-butanediol dehydrogenase activity. Gene Ontology annotation, cellular component: cytoplasm. The coding region runs from base 379 to 1470 and encodes 363 amino acids. The record is from RefSeq and is a predicted model, not a curated record.